CGGCGGCACCUUGAAGGCCUAGAGCUCGCUCGUGCAUCAUGGUUCAGCAAAGAGGACACAAACACUCCAUGACCAUGGGAAGCGGUUCGACCCAAGACGCUUUCGCGGGACUGGGACCCGAGGAAGGGGAUGAGGUUUUCGGGUGCGUCCCCUCCAGCAAGGACCCCAACUGGUGCAAGACUCCAACCGGGCACAUCAAAAGGCCCAUGAACGCCUUCAUGGUCUGGUCACAGAUCGAGAGGCGGAAAAUCAUGGAACAGUGGCCGGACAUGCACAACGCGGAGAUCUCCAAGCGCCUGGGCAAAAGGUGGAAGCUCCUGCCGGACUACGAGAAGAUCCCUUUCAUCAAGGAGGCGGAGCGGCUGAGACUGAAGCACAUGGCCGACUACCCCGACUACAAGUACCGACCCAGGAAGAAGAGCAAGUCUUCAGGGUCCAUCAAAGCUGGAGAAAAGGCCUCCCCCAAGAACAAGUCUUACCCCAGCCGCACAACCACCAGCAAGGUGCUCAAAAUCAAAACCUCUGCUUCCAAACACAAAGUGAACCUUACUGGCAAUAAACACAACAGCUAUGACAGGGGCGAAAGUGAAGACGAUGCCAUGGAUGUAAAGCUCUUGAGCCCAGCAGGUCAGAAGGAUGAUCAAGAGGCACCAAAGCCUGUCCUCAGCUCCUAUCACCAGCAGGAACCUCAGGGGCAUGCAGCGGACAGGCCAGUGGCUGCUCAGAUCAAAAGCGAGGCUCCCGUUUCUCAGCCUUCCUGCCUCAUCGCCCUGCCAGACGUCACGGCGACAGGGGAUGUCUGUCGGGCCCCCCGCGAGCCCAAGUUGGCUGAUCACAGAGCACCUGUGGGCGGCAGGUCCUCUACACCCACCUCCACCAGCUCCUCGUCCCUCGUGUCCUCCUCGUCCUCCUCCUCCGACGAGGAGCUAGACGAGGAGAUACUGCACAUCAUCUCCAACGCCAGCUUCGACAGCCUGCCCAUGGACUGCUCUUCCCUGGACAAGGACUUCGACGCCUUCCAUGCAAACUCAGGAUCACACUUUGACUUCCCAGACUACUGCACGCCGGAGGUGAACGAGAUGAUUUCCGGGGACUUGCUCGUGCCCAGCAUUUCUGACCUGGUAUUUACUUACUGAGGCUCAGCAUCUCAGCAUCUCCGUCUUGCCAACCCGACCAUCUCACAGGAAAUUAAGCAGCUGUUCAACCCUGAUACAGUGCCCCCUCCCUCUCUCUUGUCCCUUCAGAGCCCAGUGAGAGCAGGUGCUUCUCUUAUACCAGUGUGACAUUUCGGCGAGCUUAGUGAAAAGGUUCUGCAAAUCCUUUGCUCUUCACAAAAAAGGGUGUGGAGAGAACAUUUAACAAGCAGAGGCGGAGGGGAGUGGGGGGGUGGGGGGUGCUUUGAUAAUGAAUCCUCCGUUUCCAAAAUCAGCUUCUGAGAGAACUUCGGCAUCAAGGUGAUUAAAAUGUUUUUGCAAUUAUCUGUGAGGUCCGCAAGAAUCAGUGUUAAGAGCAUUUACAUGGUAGCAAUGUAAAUACAAGCACUGUUUCUGAGUUUUAGUUAACCCCUGCAGAGGGAAUAAAGGAGAGCAGACAAUAUGUUGUAACCCUUUUCUUAAGUAUAAAGCACUGGAUAUAUUCAUCUUAUUAGUCUUAAACUGAUUGCUCAAUCUGGCUUGUUUAGAACAGGUUUUACAUUGGAUUUGUAGCUGUGAGAAUUUUAAAAAGAGCUUCAGGUUUCAGAGUUCUGCACGUUGAAAACCAACAAAAUUAGGUGAUGCUCACAUUUCUAAUGGAUGUCCAAAUGGAUGUGAUAUUGCCAGUUUAAAAAAUACAAAAGGCAAGAAAGUCACUGACAUUUCAAGACACAAGCAGCAGGAGUCCUACACUAAUGCUGUUAUUAUUUGUUGCAUAUGAGACCUUAAUCUUACCUAUAGUGAUAAAAAGAUGUUUUAACACAUAUUUUAUCAAAGGAGCAGGAAACACCCUGAAACAUUGUGAUUGGGGAGGCUUUUUGCCGUUUAUUUGACUCAAUAAUAUUUAGCAUGUGCAGAGCAGUGAUUAUUCAGGCAAGAGAUACUGGAAUGAUGUCUGCAGCCCCAGUUCUGAGUCAUGUUAUAAUGCCUCCUGAUUUGGAAUUAGCAGUUUCAUCAUCUUGCUACUGGAUGACCUUUGUAUUAUCUCUAACGGUGUUCCUUGCACGAAUUCAUAUGUGGGUCUGUUUGCACUCGUUUUCUGCUGCGUUCAUUUAAUUCUUUUUUUCUUGGAAUUGAGGAUGCAUAUCGCCGUUGAGGCAGAGGUCUUUUGUACAGGGUCUGAGCGCUGUGCUCACUGAGCGUCUGCUUAGAGAUAAUGCAGUCUGGUUGGCAAAAUGCAUGUCAUGUCUGCAGUCGGGCUCCAGCUGCCUCAUCAGGCGAUCUGUGAAUGGAGAGAAAUCUGUGUCUACCAGCUGUCCCCAUUGACUCUCUCAGGGAUCACUUGUCUGGGUCUUAGUGCCUCCCAGAGGUAAUCUGCGCUCUCUGGAAACACGGACGUGGAUCAGGAAUGCAGUGACGAGGCACGCGGAUGGCUAACUUCCAUGGGAGGGGGGAGACAAAAUAAAUGCAAGACUUUCUUCUCUCUCCUCCGACUCAGAAAAAGGACUGCCUUUAUUUAUAUCUCAGCAGCUGUCAGCAUGAAUAUCUGCAUCUAGUAUUUUACAGUAACCUUAAGCCCUCUCAGUUCAAGACUCGAGCAGCUUUUUCUGCACCAGGAUGGGAUGGGUAGCAGCUCACCCUCCACUUAAAAAAGGGAUCGUUUAUUUUUUGAACUCUUACAACGAAUGAACCUUGCAGUUUCUGUUUGAUAACUGCUGCCGUCACGACGAACAUUACCCUUGGCUUCAGUUUUGAAUUAGUCCCCAUCAAGCGGGUUGAUAUCCUUGCUUUAGCUCUGUGACAUGGGUACUAAUCCGUGACCAAAACUAUCUUUUUUAUUUUUUUACAUCUGUGAAGAUAAAUGAGAAACUUAACAGUUCCCCUUGGAUACUAUGUUCUCCCAUUCCUCUCUCAUAUUCAGGGCUGGACCUGUCUGGAUACGUGUCCUUUUAAAAGGACGAGUACAAGCAAGAGGGAAUAGGUCAUAUACCUGAAACACUGGUCAAAAACAAUGAGGCCUUGUAUCAGGAAAGAAAGUCCAGAUACUCCAGAAAUGUGUGCCCAAGAAUGGCUUUAAGCUGACUUUGUUUAAAGCAAUAUGCCUUUUCUUCUUUGAGGUUUUAGUAGUGCUCUGAAAUUAUCGAGAUAUGGCUGGCAUUCAUUCACCUGGUAAAAACGAAAUGCAGUGUUAUCUUUUAGGCCCAAUUUCAGUUGUCUUGGCUAAAUGUGAGGCAAGCCAGUUCCACAUUGAGUGCCAACAUAUUCAAAAGACUCUAAAAUGUGUGGAGGCAUUUUCGUUUUCACAUUCUUUCCAGAUGAACACCUUCCAGAAGUUUGGGUUUUACUCAGAGACAUAUCUUUGCCAAAUGUAGAAAAGAAAGUACAACUAGAAUUUCUGCCAGAACUUAGGAACAGUGUUAUUCAAGUUUUAUAGUCAGUGACAUUGUAUGGGAAAGAAAGCUAGAAACAUUUUUAAAGUAUUGCAGAAUAUUGCAAAGAUCAAUAUUGUAGCGCAAUAAUUGAAGAAGGUAUUUUCUCCUCUGGUUCCCACACACAGGAUGGGUAGUUGUAGUGUUCUGCUGUAGACGGAUGCCCCCGUGAAACGGGGUCUCAGUGAUGAUGGAUGACAGUAUUCCGAACUCUUAUCCAACCAAACACCAGCAGUCUUCUCCUCUAACUGGACUCAGGUCAAAGCAUUCAACUCACUGUGCAACUGCUUUUAUUUGUAAUGUUUGUACUUUGUAAAAGAUGUGCUGUGUAUGGCUAUAUAUUAGGGAAAAAAUGAUGUAGCAUCUGACAUACUGUUGCUGGGCGAAACUUUUUAAAAGAUUAAAUAUUUAAAACUAUUUUACAGUCUUUUUUAUUUGGAUUUGUUU
Lepisosteus oculatus (spotted gar) is the source of this 4009-nucleotide messenger RNA. The record is from RefSeq and is a predicted model, not a curated record. Lineage: Eukaryota; Metazoa; Chordata; Actinopteri; Semionotiformes; Lepisosteidae.